CUGCCAGAUGCCUGUUACCUGGCUGCUUUCUCGAAAGGUUUUCAUCUUUCUUCCUCAUGAUCUAAUCUCUCUGUUCAGGGCGAGAGGCAUUCCUUCCAGAGAUCACCCCUCCUUCUUCCAUCAUCCUCCUCCCCUCCCUUUCAUUCCUAGAAGGGGAGCAUAGGGAAUACCACGCGGGAAGUCUGACGGCAGGAAACGAAUGGAAGGAAGACAGGAGAUCAGGCUCUGGUUCCCCUUAAGGACAAGAAUCAGGGUGGAGUGGUGGGGAGAACUGGGGCUUGGAGGAAGGAGAGUGCCUACUGAGGACCCUCCCAGUGCAGAAGCAUCACAGACCCAGGGAUGCAGAAAAUAGGGCCCGAGAAAGACAGUGAGGUGCAGACCUCAGUGAUGAGUCUGGGACUGACAGACGUGUCCACAGGGAAGAGGCAAUUGAGACUUGGAUUGAAGCCCUUUAAACCCCCACCCCCACCCCUGCUGAGAUUCUGCUCCCAAGGUGAUAGGAGAAAACACCAGAGAGAUGAGGUCUCAGAGUCAGAGACAUCAGUCACAGAAAGAAAGAUGGAAAGUCAGAGGGCAGUGGGGGUCUGGGGGGCUGGAGGCACCACUUACCUCAGUCACUGGCCCUGUCUUUGUGCCCCAGGUCCGAAGCCCCAGAAGGACUCUGUCUCAGACUGGGCCAUUGUGUUGAUCACUCUCACUUUGGUGGCAGCAAUUGUCAGCCUAAUGUACGGUAUCAAGAAGGCCUGCCAGUUCCGGAGGGAGAUGAGUCUGGGGUGUGGCUGUGGCUCUGUGACCCCUUACAGCAGCCACCAUGAGGGGGAGGCUGCCAGCCAGCGCUACUCUUGUCAAAUGAAAGGUAGAUUCCUGGGGUCACUGGCCCCCCCAGGUCUCUUCCACCCACAGCGUAAGGAGGAGUCUACUGUCAGUCACAAGAUUCUGCUCUCUGUCCUGCCGCCAGCCAUGCAGACUGCGGGAAGGUGCCCAGCUUCUCCGAGGGCAGUUUUCUCAUCUGUAGAAGGAAGGACCAGGGCUAAGUGGUCUGCAGGCACCUUCCAGCCCUCACGGAGCCCAGGUCUGGACAGCUGGAACCCCUGCCCCUCACCCUCUCUUCCUAGUCCCACCCUCCUCCCUGACGACCAGAGAAGCUCUUUAGCUGAGGACAGUCUGCUCACGGCUUCCCUUCUCACUUCCCUCCACAGGGAGCCCCCUCAGGCUGGCUCUUGAGCCCCCAAGGCCCUCUGAUUCUCUCCCCUCAGGGCAGGUGCAGGACCCUCCUCUGUGGUGCCCCCUCGGUCUGCUAUGGGAGGGUGGUGAACAAGUUAUUGCUAAAUAAAAUGGCACUUCCUCCACUUGUCUCCCAGAUGCUGUGGGUUUGCCCAAGUGCAUGGGCUUUUGUGUCAUGUGGGCCCGGAAGGGCCAAGUCUGGUCUCUGCCAGUUACCAGGGCAAGUCAUUCCCUGAUCCGA
This is a messenger RNA of Homo sapiens (human), 1465 nucleotides long. It is a transcript of the gene SFTA2-AS1, whose product is annotated as SFTA2 antisense RNA 1. Lineage: Eukaryota; Metazoa; Chordata; Mammalia; Primates; Hominidae. The record is from RefSeq and is a predicted model, not a curated record. The transcript has 3 exons. The coding region runs from base 340 to 1224 and encodes 294 amino acids.